AUAAAAUGCCAGUUAUCUUCUUCACCACGUAUUUGCCAAACCCCUGAUUCUCUCUUUUCUAGGGUUUAACCAGUUCUUCACCUUCUCUCCUCCUUCUUCCGACGGCUUCCGCUCCUCCUACGCCGUAGAAUCAUGUCACUUUACCGCUUCCUCCUCCGCUCUCUCCACCGCUCUUCAACCUCUCCCUCAAAUUCCCGAACUCUUACCAUUGGUCCUCUGAACCACCAUUUUCAGGAGCCGAUUCCACCGUCUCCCAUCUCCCUCCUCCAUGCCCGCUCAUUUGCCUUUUCCUCUGCCGAAGAAGCUGCUGCCGAAAGACGCCGUAGAAAGCGCCGUCUUCGUAUUGAACCGCCUCUCCAUGCACUUCGUCGCGACAACUACCCUCCCCCACAGCGUGAUCCCAAUGCUCCUCGUCUUCCUGACUCCACAUCCGCUCUUGUGGGGCCUCGUCUUAACCUUCACAAUCGUGUUCAAUCCCUAAUUCGUGCUGGUGAUCUUGAUGCGGCUUCUGCGGUUGCUCGCCACUCUGUGUUCUCGAACACCCGGCCGACGGUUUUCACUUGUAAUGCUAUUAUUGCUGCUAUGUAUCGGGCUAAGAGGUAUGGCGAUGCGAUUGCACUGUUUCAGUUCUUCUUUAACCAGUCGAAUAUAGUUCCCAAUGUUGUGUCGUAUAAUAAUUUGAUUAAUGCUCAUUGCGAUGAGGGCCGUGUUGAUGUGGGUCUUGAGAUUUAUCGUCAUAUUAUUGCAAAUGCUCCGUUUAGUCCUUCGGCAGUGACUUAUCGGCAUUUGACUAAGGGGUUGAUUGAUUCUGGGAGGAUUGAGGAGGCUGUGGAUCUUCUGCGGGAAAUGUUGAAUAAAGGGCAUGGGGCUGAUUCGUUGGUUUUUAAUAAUUUGAUUUCCGGGUUUUUGAAUUUGGAGAAUUUGGAAAAGGCGAAUGAACUUUUUGAUGAGUUGAAGGAGAGGUGUUUGGUGUAUGAUGGAGUUGUAAAUGCUACGUUCAUGGAUUGGUUUUUUAAUAGAGGGAAAGAAAAGGAAGCCAUGGAAUCGUACAAGUCAUUGCUUGAUAGGCAAUUCAAGAUGAUUCCAGCGACUUGCAAUGUGCUGUUGGAGGUUUUGCUUAAGCAUGGGAAGAAAACGGAGGCUUGGACCUUAUUUGAUCAGAUGUUGGAUAACCACACUCCACCAAAUUUCCAAGCAGUUAAUUCAGAUACGUUCAACAUAAUGGUUAACGAGUGCUUUAAGCUCGGCAAGUUCUCAGAGGCAGUAGAGACUUUCCGGAAGGUGGGAACUCAACCAAAGUCUAGGCCUUUUGCUAUGGAUGUUGCAGGGUAUAAUAAUAUCAUUGCAAGGUUUUGUGAGCAGGGAAUGAUGACAGAUGCAGAGACUUUCUUCGCUGAACUUUGCUCGAAGUCCUUGUCCCCUGAUGUCCCAACUCAUAGAACACUGAUAGAAUCUUAUUUAAAGAUUGAGCAGAUUGAUGAUGCAUUGAGAGUUUUUAACAGAAUGGUCGAUGUUGGUUUGAGAGUUGUUGCUAGCUUCGGAAAUAAGGUAUUUGGUGAAUUGAUUAAGAAUGGCAAGGCAGUUGACUGUGCCCAGAUUUUAACAAAAAUGGGAGAGCGGGAUCCUAAACCGGAUCCCACAUGCUAUGACGUUGUGAUUAGAGGACUAUGUAAUGAAGGUGAGCUGGAUGCUAGUCGGGAGUUGCUCGACCAGAUAAUGAGGUAUGGUAUCGGCCUCACUCCCACACUUCAAGAAUUUGUUAAAGAGGCAUUUGGAAAGGCUGGUCGGCAUGAAGAGAUUGAAAGACUGCUAAAUAUGAAUAGAUGGGGACAUGCUCCAUAUCGCCCCCCCUCUGGUCCCCCGAGAAUUUCACAAUCGCAGGUACCACCUCAAAUGGGACCACCUCAAGGAUCCCCUCAAAUGACCGAACCAAAUUGGCGACCUUCCAUAAACCCUCAAGCUAGAGGAAGUUAUGCCCCUUCAUCACCUCAGAUGUCAGGUUCCAAUUAUUUUCAAUCGGGAUCAGAUCAAAUGAUGAGACCGCAACAACCAUCAUCCGAACCAACUCAACUGGGAGCACCUCAAGGACCCCGCCAAAUGGUAGAACCAAAUUGGCAACCUUCCAUAAACCCUCAAGCCAGAGGAAGUUUUGCCCCUUCAUCACCUCAGCUGUCAGAUCCUAGUUAUUUUCAAACUGGAUCAACUCAAAUGACAGGUCCUAAUUAUUUUCAAUCGGGAUUAGCUCAAAUGACGAGAUCACAACAGCCAUCAUACGAACCACCUCAAAUGGGACCACCUCAAGGAUCCCCUCAAAUGGCAGAACCAAAUUGGCGACCUUCCAUAAACACCCAAGCCAGAGGGAGUUAUGCCCCUUCAUCAUCUCAGAUGUCAGGUCCCAGUUAUUUUCAGUCAGGAUCAACUCAAAUGGCAGGUCCUAAUUAUUUUCAGUCGGGAUCAUCUCAAAUGACAAGACCGCAACCACCAUCAUCCGACCCGCCUCCAAUGGAAGAACAGUAUCACUCACAACAACCCCCUCAAAUGGCUGGCCAAGGGGUAGCUUGAUUCUUAAAAUCCUAAGUUAUUAGAGGAUGCUCUUGUUAAAUUUUGACUGAGUUGACAGGCAAUAUGUGAUCAAUUACUUACUGCUACAUGUUCCUUCUGUCAGUUCACCUCAACUUUCUUCCAUUCAAAGUUUUGUUUUUUUAGUACAAGGAUUUGGUUAUAUGCAUGGUGUUUGUCUUAGAUAUUGUGUUUACCUGGUAUAUCAAGUUGGUUUCCUCUUGCA
Benincasa hispida (wax gourd) is the source of this 2785-nucleotide messenger RNA. RefSeq names its product glutamine-rich protein 23 (gene GRP23). NCBI's taxonomy places the organism in Eukaryota, Viridiplantae, Streptophyta, Magnoliopsida, Cucurbitales, Cucurbitaceae. The record is from RefSeq and is a predicted model, not a curated record. Gene Ontology annotation, molecular function: protein binding.